Molecule: messenger RNA, 2862 nt
Organism: Saccharomyces cerevisiae S288C
Lineage: Eukaryota; Fungi; Ascomycota; Saccharomycetes; Saccharomycetales; Saccharomycetaceae
Gene: FAR11
Product: Far11p
Exons: 1
Coding region: 1-2862 (953 amino acids)
Source: RefSeq, marked reviewed
AUGAAUGCUAGUGGAAGAUCUCAUUCCAAAGGCCCCAUUAUAAGGUCUGUGUCUUUAGAAGAUCUUAAGAGAAACUCUAGUUUCAAAGGCAAUCUAAAGUACAAAGAUGAAGUCACUUCACAUAAAGAACCACAGGUCGGAACAUUGAGCAACGAAGAACUGCUAAAAGAUUUGGACAACAUGUUGCGCGGUAAACUGAACAUGGGAAGAAACAGUUUUCAUGCCGAUAAAAGAAAUAAAUCAGAUGGAAAUAUCAGUGCCUUAACCUUCAAGGCAAGAUCAGGUCUUGAGGGAGAUAUUCGUACCAUAGAUAUACAGCAAGAUAGUAGUGAUGAAAAUGAUAAUUUUAAGUUCAGUGAUGAUGGCGUUAAUAAGGAUAGAAAUAAUGAGAAAGAUAAUAAUACUGAUAACGCCGUUGAAUUUCAAGACGAUGCUGAAGAAGCUGAAGAGGAGAAUGAGGAUGAAUCAUUUGCUAAUGUAGAUGAACUGGAUGGCUUUGAUUUGAAUAAGGUUUCUGAUGGCAAGCAUGUUCCUAUCAAUGAAAAGGGCGAAGUUGAUUAUAAUAUGCCGGUAGAUAAAGAAUUUCAGAAAUCACUUGACCAGUGCGCAGCUUCACUUGAGGAAAGAUCAAGUGCACCUUAUGCUUUACAAAGAGCAGUGGACUGGGAAUUGAAGAUGUUUUAUUCUUUGGAAGAUGAACUGUCGGAAUGGUUUUGCAGCUCUGAUUAUAUGCAUUUUGGACAGACACAGACUCUGUUUAAACAGAAAAUUACGCAACCACAAUUAUUCUUUGAUGAUGAAAACUAUGCUGCGAGCGUAGUUGAAUGUUUAAUUGAAGACAUCCCCAAUUCUUUAGCAUCUAAUUUACUCGCAUUAUCAUAUAUUUCUAUGGGAUGCUUUGCGUUUACGAAUAGCAAAAGUGAGCAUACAAAGAUUAUACGACGCAACAAUUUAAUGCUUGUUCCUCAUAUUCAAGAAAUUGUUCAUGCCUUCAAGAAGAUUGCAAUAAGUUGUAGGGAUGACAACAGAAAUUUAAAGAAACAAACAAUUUUGCUAUUUCAUUCGUCAACAAUCCUAUACUUCAUAUGCAGUAUUUGUAUAGAAGGUAGAGGAGAAAAUCCGGAAGCAGUAAAUGUUGUUAUCGACGCUUUUGAGAAAACAGAUUUGUUGGAAUUUUUAACAAAGUAUAUUGAAAAUUGGAGGUGGAAUAGCAGAUUAGCUAUGCGCAUAAGAAAUAUGAUUUCUUUGCUCUUCAAGCUUAUUGUAUUACAAUUUGGUGACAGUUCUGUCUACAAACAGACCAAAUCAUCUAUUUAUAAUCUCCAUGGCUUAACAUAUCCAUCAAAGCAUCCAGAAAAGCUUUCUAUCUCCCCAUUACAUUAUCAAGCAUUCAGGGAGGACAUUACUUCCCGUUUUCCUGAUUACAAUAUGCCCAGUUCUGGCUUACCUAAAGAUGUUGACAAAUCAGAAUCUCUUUCCCAGUUUCUGGAAAUUCCUCGUCCAAAAUCAAAGAAUCCUCUAAAUAUGGCGCUCAUUGUUCCUGAAAAACAUAUUGCUACACCUGCUCCUUCACCGCCAAGCUCUCCACAAUUAAUGCAUUUAGGUGAAGGUCCUAGACCUCGUAAAUCUUUCCAAACAAACAUGGCAUAUCCGUGUUUGUAUCCAUCUGAUAAUGAAGGAUCUGAAGAUGACACUCUGGAAGAUAGGAUAGAUUUAAAUAUAGAGAGAAAACCUGAUAACGAUAUAGUUAUUCCAUUCAGUACCGAAGAGGCAGCGAGAAUAUUAAGCGAGAGUUUAGAAAUUAAGCUGAGUACAAAACAACUUUGGUACGAAAGGGACUUAUUCAUGAUAACUGAACGUGGUUGGAAACAGCAAUUAGAAAAUGAGCCAUAUGAUUAUGCCGCGCUUAAUCAUGAUGCAAACUCUUCAAAAGAGGAAAAAAGUGCGAUUUGCAUUAUGCAGCGAAUUGACAAAUAUUAUAAGAGCUGCCUUUCGAGCUUUAACUCUCUUGUUUUUGUCUUACUGCAAACAAUGGAAUCAAGCUUGACAAAUAACUUUCAUAGGAAAAGUGAAGUCUCCGAUAAAAAUCUUCUAAAUAUGCUGACACCCCAAUUGGAGAUCGUGAGAGCUAAGGAAUUGUCCCUAAAGUCAGCAGCGGGCAUAUUACAUGCGUUAUUGAAGUGGUUUAAGUUAAGCCAUAUUUUGAAAUUUGAACACUUGGCGGUAGUUAUUCACGAUUCGCGAUACAUCAACACAUGCGCAUCUAUUUUAAGCAAAUAUUCUGAGGUUUAUCCAGAGAGGGUUUUCAAUAAAUAUGUACAAACCCCGAAUUCAUUUUGGAAGGAGUGUUCUCUCUCUAACGAGUCUUAUCGUGAAUCCUAUUCAGUAGAUGACUCAGGAGAGGUCGACACGGAGAUUAUGCCUUCGUUUGCAUAUCUGUUAAGAAUCUUGAGAAAAGUCACAGGGAAUAAAACACAAAGGUUAAAGGAGCUGCCCCUCUCCAUCGGCAUUCUAUUUAAACGCUAUUAUCGGCUCUUCAACCUUGACAUGUAUCAUCCAAUAUUGAAAAUAACAAGAGAACUCACACCAUUCAAAAACAAGAGGUGGAAAUCCGAGCAUAUGGAAUUGAUAUCGGGGGUUUACCUUUAUGAAAAGCUGGAGUUAACUGAUAAUUGGGUAACAGGGAAGGAUAUAUCAGGAGAGUUGAGCGAUGCUUGUGGUCAAGAAAUUGCACUCCGGGCCUUGCUUCAAUUUUACAAUUUUCAACACUAUGAAAUAUCUAUGGAGGACCUUGGAUAUGGACACCGUAAUAGUUCCAGCCAAGAUCUGUUAAACAAGGAAUCCGAGUAUUUGAAUAUUUAA